AAGUCAGUCUCUCCCUGAUUCUCAGCCUGAUAACUUCAAGUAUAACUAAGCUCCGUAAAAAAAAUGAUUUUCUUACAAUUCUUGUGGGCUCUGUUGGUAUUCAGUAGUCCUGGCUCCACCUUAGGAGCCAUGGACGUGCAGCAGCAGAACGGCAAUCAGGUCAGCCAGCAGCUGCAAAGCUUUAAUCAAGCUGCGGAUCAGGCAGGUUCCAAAUUGCACGACCUGUGGUCCUCCUACGGCGUCCUGCCGGAAUUCGAAAGCCAAAUGGAACAGCCAAGAGAACGACGCAAUGCACUUAACCAUAUGCUGACCAACUUUGCCCAAUCGCCUGCGGAAGGAUCGAAGGAUGGACGGAAUUGGCAGGCAGAGGCAGAUGCCUGGUACCAACACAAAAUGCGUAUGAGGGAGAAAGGUAAGCAGAAGCAAUUCGAAGAUGAACUCGACAACCAGAAGGGACAGCCAAGGAAACGAAGCAAUGCGCUUGACAAUAUGCUGAACAACUGUGCCCCAUCGCCGGUAGAAGGAUCAAAGGAUAGUCGGAAUUGGCAGGCGGAGGCAGACGCCUGGUACGAAAGUCUCCAGGUGCAAAUAGCCAAGAGAGACGCCAAUAAAAAGCGUACUAUUGUUAAGCAGGAGCCAUCUUGGAUGGAUAAGCUGUCUAAGGAAGAGAUGCGGCGUUAUCAGGCGGAUGCAGAUGCCUGGUAUCUUGACUGGAUGGCUCACAAAGCCAAAAAGCGCUCUGGCGGUAAGCGAUCACCGGACCAGAAGGAGAAUAAGCGAGCUGUCGACCAGCAUGAGGCAGUACAGAGCAGCGAGACGGGCAAGGCCAAGCUUAAGAAGGCUUCCGAAGAAGCCAAGGAGGAAGACGUAGCCUUCCAAGAUAAUGUAAAGCUUAAGCAAAAGCCGCAGACCGUCGGCCAGCAGGAGAACCAGAACCGAGUUAAGGUCAAGGAUAAGAUCGAUGAACAGCUUCAGGAGUUACUCAACUCUAGGAAUGCCCUGUCGCCUGCAGGCGGCUAUGAGAGCAGCCCCAACUACCAGACCUCCGCUCAGGCCAAGUCGCACAAGCUGGACCACGAGGCCAACUACAAGCUCUCCAAAAUCGAGCAGGAGGCCUCCGAAAAGUUAUCGAAGCUCCCAAGAGCCGUCAGCCAGGACAUUAAUAAUUACGAACAGAAGCAACGCAGAUCUUCGGGUGUUUGUGAUCCAAUGGAGGAAGUAAGGUUAAAGACCAGCUCUCGCCUGAUAGCCAAGGGUCUCGGUCCCCUGCUGCCCAGCGAGUCCUUGGAAAUUACUCGCGGAAGGAAACUUGAGGAAUGGCAGAAUAAUCAGAUGGCUGAUCCUACUUACGUAAAAGGCAAGGAAUAUUAUAGAUUUAAAAAUCUUGAGCCGCAAAACGACAACUUUGAUUACAGCUCCGCCAUGGAUGCGGACUUGUCCCAAAGCUUCGACUACAGGAUGCCCCAGUGCGAUCGCUUAUAUUCCUUUGAUCAGCGGAAAAGACCGAAUGUCCUAGACUACGACAGGACCAAACGCAAGCCGAAAGAUUUGGACAUCAAAAGUGAGUCAAGCUUAGGGGACUCCAUCCAUGUUGCUCUGUCCAAGUCUGGCCAAGAUUCAUCGCUUAAACAAGCUGUCGGAGAGCCAUCUCAGGUGAACGCCAAAUGGGCUAGAUCUCCCUUGGAAGGAGAGGAUUAUCAGAGAGCUUUGCAGCACAACAAGGCGAUUAAUAAGGAGUCCAAGGAUAUGAUGCAGAAGUUGCAGCAGGAUUCAGGUUUACAUGGUGUUGCCUUGACCAAAUCCGUUAGCAAACUACAGCCGUCACCUGUCAAAGAGAGUGCCGAGUGGAAAUUAAAGGCCGAUUCCAAGGCGGUGGCCCCCACCAUGAACAAUCAGGAAACCCGAGCUCGCCGCUUUCCCCGGGGGACUAGGAGGGUAAAGAGAUCAUUGGAGAAGCAGCAGCAACAUGUAGCGGCCAAGCGUAGGGCUCAACUGCUCGACGAUUUCAAGGAUCACAAUCGGGUGAGCUUCGGGGUCUUGGGCAAUGGAUUGCAGACACCUCAAGCCAAGGAGCUGGGAGAAGGGUUCCUCUCCCUCCCAGGCCAUGAAAUAUCGGUAUAUAAUGAUCCCACCACUCUGAUUCAGCUACCUAAGGCUCUAUAUCGUCAUCAUGAACAGCAACAGGUGCAGCAGAAUAUAUUGGAGGUCUUGUUUGAGACCUUCCGCCAGAAUAUGGACCUCCUUGAUCCCACUAAAUUCAAGCCAAAGAUACAAAUUGCGAAGAAGUUACUACACCAGUACCGAGGUCUGCCGCCGGUGGAUCAACUGGUGGCCACUGAUCUGCUGGUCCAAGAUCUUGACGACCUACUUAAAAUAGCUGCCAGCUUGGUGCAUACACAGCGUGACAUCUUUCUUUAUGAGGUCCUGGAAGACGUCCGCGAAGAAAUAAUGAAUAGAAAGCCCUCAACGCAGUUAAUCAAGUAUCUAAAGAUGGCAGAGCUUUUAAAGGAAGAGGAGGAGCAGCAAACCAGUGACAUGUUGGCUUUUUAAAAAAAUUUAAUUGUUUAAUGUGGGUAAUUUCAAGUUACCUACUUUCUAUUUUGUAUUUAAAAUUAAAAUUGCUAAUUGCA
Drosophila kikkawai is the source of this 2630-nucleotide messenger RNA. Its product is annotated as interaptin-like. NCBI's taxonomy places the organism in Eukaryota, Metazoa, Arthropoda, Insecta, Diptera, Drosophilidae. The record is from RefSeq and is a predicted model, not a curated record.